Messenger RNA from Lagopus muta (rock ptarmigan), 6474 nucleotides. RefSeq names its product suppression of tumorigenicity 7 (gene ST7). Lineage: Eukaryota; Metazoa; Chordata; Aves; Galliformes; Phasianidae. The record is from RefSeq and is a predicted model, not a curated record. The transcript is spliced from 15 exons. The coding region runs from base 4750 to 6258 and encodes 502 amino acids.
CUGAGGUCUGAAGAGGAAGCCUUGCUGUGAGAUAUUCUGCGUACAAUUCACUAACUAAUGGAAAUAAAGGACUGGUAUGUGGUUGAUCAGAGUCUAAGCUACAUUGUGGGAAGAAAAUAGCAGAUACUAAUGUUGUCUUUAAAGCAGGAGAGACCAAUGUUACAAAACUGGGUGGCUGCAAGCUGAGUCCAGUGGAAUUCAUACAUGAAGUAUGUUUUUAACAUGAUUUCUCGAAGAUGACUGCAUUUGGCCCUAACUACAAUGGCAAGCAGUGCUCUGGCUUUGUAGCUUUGGUGUUUUGUUUUGUUUUUGUUUUUUGUAUUAAGACUGUCAGUGGUGUGACAAAUACUGCUGUGCCCCAGAAAGAGCUAACUAAGUGAAACCUCAUGGCCUGCCGUAAGCAGAGCUGAGCAGUAAAGAUGCUGUCAUGUUGAAAUAAAAAGAAACAAAAAAACCCUAAGAUCUGACAGUGGUUGUUGCCUGCGUGCAGGUACACUGUGCUGGUGGCUGCAGUGCGUCUGGGAGUUCCAGGGCUCUCAUGCCUGGCUGAUGCACCCAGGGGCCCAGUGCUGCUGGGUCAGCUGCUGGGUCAGCUGACAGAUCUCGGCGUUUGAGCUGUGCCUUGUGAAACAGAAAGAGCUGUUUGUGUCGUUGGCAAGUGGUAAAGCAAAUAAAGCAACUUAAGUGGCAGCAUACAUUGAGUGAGCUCGCAGUUUCUUCUGGGCUCAAAUCUGCAAAAGCAAACAUCGUAGUCAGGAAAUUAUGAAGAUGCAGUCUUUCUCAACUCGGUGCAACUGCUGUACUAUUCAGCCUUUUAUCACAAGGCGAGUUGUUUAAGUAGGUGUUUUAUAUUUAACAAAAUGAGGCCCUUCUCCCAGCGUCUGCGAGUAUGUCAAAUGCAGCUGUAUUGAAGUGCGCAGGAAGAACUAAGGCAUGGGGAAAUGAGACUUUGAUCCUGCAAAUCUUUAAUGACAUGAUUUGUUCUGCGAGCGCAAGUCCCAAGUUGUAUUGAAAGGGUCAUAAUAAUGUGUGUGAAGUCUUACAGAUGGGAGCUAAACAGCUUACCAGGAUUCUACCAGGAGUGCUUACCAGGAGGCCUGUAGCAAAGCUGGGGGUAGAAUCCCCUUCCCCACCCGGAAACGGUUUUCCCCUUUGUUCUUUGGUGAUCGCAUCUAAUUUAGAUAUUUUUACAGGAGCUGCUUCCAUAAAGUUUUCAGGGCGUUUGUCAAAGAAUUAAAGAGAAGACCUGACUUGGUCCUCUGGCAGACUACAAGGUAUUAGUGGGAGCGUUCUUCCUCUGUUAAUUGUUGGAGGCCCCUUCCACCUGUUUUUAAAUUAGCUCUUUGUGGCAUUGGAGGCAUCUAUUGAAAGAUUGUAUUAUAACCUCGAGCUUGUCCUUGUGCCUGCAAAGUGUCACGUGGCCCAGCGAUGCUGUGUAAAUACUAAUGAGUGAAAGUCGCUUUGUAAGCCACCAGCACAGUCUAAUUGGUUUUGUUGUGUUUCUUAGGCUGGCACUACAGAGGGGCAACCGAUUUUAGCACUGAGAACACUGCGCUUAAGCAACGCUAACACAGUUAAAGAGCAGAGUUAAUGUCACGCUUCCAGAAGGCAGAACAAACAAGUUGUUACUGUUAAGCCUGAGGAGAAGAUCUAAAUUCAAAGUCCAAAUCAAAACUUGCCAGCUGCUAAGAGGAGACAAAGAUUUAUUGUUGCAUAGUCUAAAUUGGAGAUUUAUCACGGGGGUAAGUUCAGUGCUGAAAUGAUUAAGUGCACUUAAAUAUACCAAUUAGUAGAAGGAUAAAAGCUAUAGGGUAAAAAUGAAAUGCAGUCGUCUUAGGAUUCCUCUUGCGCACAGUGUGCCAGCUGUAAGCAGGAGAUUUAAUUUCCAGCUCACUUUCUAGAAAUAAACUUGGCUUAUUAAAUGUCAGGCCUGUUAGGCUGCUGUUAGUUCUUAUGCCCAGCAGCAAGGCUCUUGAAGAUCAAAUUUAAAGCGCAAGAAAUGUUAUUGUUGGUGUUGGUUUAUUUUGUAAGGCUGUCAUUAAUUUCUCAAGAAAAUGUACGUGCAACCUGAGACUGUUGUAAUUAUUGGUUUUUCUGUAAAUAAAUGUUUUGGUGGCAGUUCCUGUAUGUUUUAUGCUGCAAAUUGUUUACAGCACAGCUUGGUCUGGUGCGAGUUAUAUGAUCUAUUAGCACGCUUGAUCUUCCACAUGAAUUUUCUCCUGCUAUUUUUAAUUCUGAAGUAAACUCGAUAGCAGCAUGCCUGCCUGGUAGAUAUUGCACAAACCUCAGCGUUAGAGUUCCAGACUGGUCAUUUCCUCCAGUUUCAAAAAGAAAGUUGACCCAGACCUGCUGCAGGAGCUCAGCUGGUCCCAGCCCCUUGUGCAGGGGACAAGAAGACAGGUGAAAGUCCCUGCACAUGGCUGUGGCAGCACCUCAACCAGGAGCUGAUAGGCCCUGCUGGGAGAGGGCAACAGAAAUCACUCAUGCACAGCUGCUGUUAGGAGACAGCAGGGUAUCCAGGACAGGAGGUGGACCGACCUUUUGCAUGGUCUGAUAGUGAUGGGACAAGAGGGAGAGGGGCUUUAAAUUAAAAGAGGAGAUAUUCAUAUUAGAUGUUAGGAAGAGAUUUUUUACUCAGAGAGUGGUGAGGCACCGGCACAGGCUGACCAUGGAAGCUAUGGAUGCACCAUCUCUGGAGGCACUCAAGGCCAGGUUGGAUGGGGCUCUGAGCAGCCUGAGCUGGAGGAUGGCAGCCCUGCCCAUGGCAGGGGGUGGGGACUAAAUGAUCUUUAAAGCCCCCUCCAACCUAAGCCAUGCUAUGAUAUGACGGUGCUUGGCUUUGUGGAGGUAUCUGCGUGCUCAGAGUGGGCUCCUGCAUUGGGUCAGUCCAUACAGCCUUGUAGGUUAGGAUUGAGGAAGAGUGAUACACGUGCAAGAUCUCCUCAGCAGUAGAUAUUGUCUUCCAUAUAAACUUGAAUUUCCCUCUAAGAAAAUCACCAAGACCCUGCUCUUUUAAUCUGCUGACCUCAUCUCAUUACAGCAGCCCUUAUUACAGCUAUUGUCAUCGUGGGUUGGGGAGACCCAAACCAUGAGGUGCCUGGAUUUCAGGAUUCACCUGGGGCUGGUGAGAUGGGAUUUGGGCUGUGCCACAGUCAGGACAUUCUGUCAGCCAGUCCUCUGGAGCAGGGGUUCUCACCUGUGGGUUCCCAACCCAAUUCCUCUGCUUUCCGUGAUGAUGCAGGAUGCAGGAACUGCAUUGUGUGGAAAUUAAGAGCUGGAGAGGUCUCUCUGGGUCAGUGACUGCAGUCCUUAGUCACGGUUUAUCCCCCUUCCCAUAAACCACUGCACUGGGAGAUUUUUCCACAGCUUGAUUGCUCUGGUGGUGGUCAGAAACCUUGUUCUAAUUCCAGCCCAGUGUGGUCAUGACUGGUUUGUAUGCAGUUGUGCUCUGUCUUUUAGCUUUAAAACCUGUGGUGCUGCUCCGAGAAUUGCUCCCCAGUGUACCCACAUGGAUAUUUCCCUCCCACAAACUGCCCUGGUCUGCUCUCAUAAAAUGUCAGUAUUUCCUUGUUCACACUAGUCACACCUGACCUGUUUCAGUUUUCUAUCCCUUUCAAAAUUGGGUAGCAAGCUUUGUACCUAGUAUUCCAAGAUAAGGCUCUGUUAACUGUUUUGUACAUGUAAUGUUUCUUGCCUGCCACUGAGAAUAUUUUGCCAUGUAAUUAAGUGGUUAAACUGCCUUUUUGUGUCAGCAUCUCCUUAGAGAGAGGUGCUAAUGCUGUGGUCAUGUAGUGCAUCUAAGUGCUCCUAUCCCUGCAGCUGGCCAGCUGCAAGCAAGAGCUCUUGCUGUUCUCCUGCAAUUUGCACUAACUUGUAUCCACUUUAUUUCACUGCAGCUUGUGUGGCCUUUGUUUCUCCGUGAGCAGCCUUUCAUUUCUCUGAGUUGGCAGCUCAUACCAGUCUUCUCCUGCGCCCUUCUGGUUUUGGUAAUGAAAAUAUUCAAGAAGGUUCAGCUGACAGUAGCCUCUCCUUGUACCCUGGUGCUUCCUGGCAAGCAUCACUAUUCUCUGUUAGCCAGUUCCUCUAUGUUCCCCCUUCUGCUUCAACUAACUUCCUAUGUCACCGUGUCAAAUACUUUACUAAAAUCCACGUAGUUUGGAGCUACUCAUUUUUCUUGUCUGGAAAACUUUUUAAUAAGGAAGUGCAUCUGUUUGAUCCAGAAUGAUUUAUUUAUUUUUCAUUUUAUCCAGUUUUUCAUUUACCUCUGUUAAUGUAUGCUUGAUGUAUUGUGAUCUUCAGAUUCUGAAGUUUCACAGACUACUGCAUGGUCACUGGUAUCAUAGCUUGGGUUCUUGUCCAAAAUACAGAAAUACAAGGCUUUCUGGCGUGGGCUGGGGGAGUUUCAUCAGUUUAUUAAAAGUGCCUUAUUACUGGACUUCAUUUUUCAGAUGCCACAUCUUUCAGUAAGAUCAUUUAUGUGAGUUCCAAUUCAUCUUGAAUGUGCUAUGUUCUUUGAAUUAUGCCUCUGUUCCUCUUGUCACAAUAUUUGUUUUCUUGCACUUUAGGUUUUCCUCCAUGUACAACAGUUUUGUUCGUGUUCAAAAGAGCAGCAGGGAUUCCUUUUGUUUUGGAGACUGCUGCACUUGCUCACCUUACGGUCUCAUUCUUGAUGCUGCUGAAAUAAUCUUGCUGGCUUGGUGGGUUUAUUUUGAUGCACAGUGCAUGAGUUCGGACAGCUCUUAAGUGAGUAUGUUUUUGAACACGUUAACCCCCAAGUUCUAUGUUGCCCUGACGGGCACUUCCUCAUUAAUCUCGGGACUUAUUUUGAUCUUCGAGUGGUGGUACUUCCGCAAGUACGGGACGUCCUUCAUCGAGCAGGUCUCGGUGAGCCACUUGCGCCCUCUGCUGGGCGGGGUGGACAACAGCGCGCCCAGCGCGGCCAACGCCGCCAACGGCGAGGCGGACUCCAGCAGGCAGAGUGUGUCAGAAUGCAAAGUCUGGCGAAAUCCCUUAAAUCUGUUCAGAGGAGCUGAAUAUAAUCGGUAUACGUGGGUAACAGGAAGAGAACCUUUGACUUACUACGAUAUGAAUCUUUCAGCACAGGACCAUCAGACAUUCUUUACAUGUGACACGGAUCAUUUACGGCCUGCUGAUGCUAUAAUGCAAAAAGCCUGGAGAGAGAGAAACCCCCAAGCCCGAAUUUCUGCAGCACAUGAAGCUUUGGAAUUGAAUGAAUGUGCCACUGCCUAUAUUCUUUUGGCUGAAGAGGAAGCAACAACUAUUGUGGAAGCAGAGAAGCUGUUCAAGCAAGCUCUGAAGGCUGGAGAGGGCUGUUACAGGCGCAGUCAGCAAUUGCAGCAUCACGGUGCCCAGUACGAAGCCCAACACAGAAGGGACACUAAUGUGUUAGUUUAUAUUAAGAGGAGGCUGGCAAUGUGUGCAAGAAAGCUGGGAAGGACCAGAGAAGCAGUGAAAAUGAUGAGAGAUUUGAUGAAGGAAUUUCCUCUUCUCAGCAUGUUCAAUAUCCAUGAAAACCUGCUAGAAGCUUUGUUAGAGCUGCAAGCAUAUGCGGAUGUCCAGGCAGUCUUAGCGAAGUAUGAUGAUAUAAGCUUACCAAAAUCAGCAACAAUAUGUUACACAGCUGCAUUGCUCAAAGCCAGAGCUGUCUCUGACAAAUUUUCUCCAGAGGCUGCCUCAAGGCGAGGGCUGAGUACUGCAGAGAUGAAUGCAGUAGAAGCUAUUCACAGAGCAGUAGAAUUUAAUCCACAUGUGCCAAAAUACCUCCUAGAAAUGAAAAGCUUAAUUCUGCCCCCUGAACAUAUUCUGAAGAGAGGGGACAGUGAAGCAAUAGCAUAUGCUUUCUUUCAUCUUCAACACUGGAAAAGGGUAGAGGGAGCAUUGAAUCUCUUACACUGUACAUGGGAAGGCACUUUCAGAAUGAUCCCCUAUCCACUGGAAAAAGGACAUCUUUUCUACCCUUACCCUAUUUGUACAGAAACUGCAGAUAGAGAACUACUACCGUCAUUUCAUGAAGUUUCAGUUUACCCCAAGAAAGAGCUUCCCUUCUUCAUCCUCUUCACUGCUGGCCUAUGUUCUUUCACAGCCAUGCUGGCUCUCCUGACACAUCAGUUCCCAGAGCUUAUGGGGGUCUUCGCAAAAGCAUUUCUCAGCACCCUCUUUGCCCCUUUGAAUUUUGUGAUGGAGAAAGUAGAAAGCAUCCUGCCCUCCAGCCUGUGGCACCAGCUGACGAGGAUCUGAGGGAGCACCCGCUGACUGACUGCCACGACAUCUGCUGUGCCAACAUUUGGUUGACCACAAGAAAGCAUGAUAAAAAAGGGAAGCAGUUCUAAGACUGAAAAAAUCUUCAUGGAUUGUCUGUUCUCAUAUAAAAACUGUUUCGUUGUACAAAAUUCAUUGAUGUUAGGUUCUAUUAUAUUUUGCCUUCAGAAAAGACAAAAAUAAACUUUUGUGUAU